Molecule: messenger RNA, 1842 nt
Organism: Carassius auratus (goldfish)
Lineage: Eukaryota; Metazoa; Chordata; Actinopteri; Cypriniformes; Cyprinidae
Product: pro-neuregulin-3, membrane-bound isoform
Exons: 7
Coding region: 1-1329 (442 amino acids)
Biological process (GO): nervous system development; intracellular signal transduction; animal organ development
Molecular function (GO): chemorepellent activity
Source: RefSeq, a predicted model, not a curated record
AUGUUCUUCUUCCAUUGUAGGUGCAAAGAGGGUUACCGUGGACUUCGUUGUGACCAGUUUGUCCCAAAGACAGACUCCAUCUUAUCUGACCCAACAGCAGAUGAGCUGGGCAUUGAGUUUAUGGAGAGUGCAGAAACCUAUCAGAGACAGAUAUUGUCCAUCUUCAGCAUAGCCAUGGGGAUCAGCCUGCUGGGAGUGGCUUGCAUGGCUCUUUACUGCAAAAACAAGAGACAAAGAGAGAAGCAUCGAGCCCAUCUGACCGAAAUCCGCAACUUGAGGGACAGUACUGUCAACGCCUCGGGUCUCAUGUCUAAAUCCAGCCCCAGACUCAAGACCACCCUCCAGCUUCAGAAGAGCAGAAGAGCCCAUGGUUUCUCCUCUAAGCAGGUGGCCAGCAUCGUUCUCAACAGCUCUAAAGUUUCCCUACCAAAUCAGACUCGCAGUCUCUCCAUGGGGAAACGCUGCAGAAGCUGCUCGUUCUCCUCAAGCCCUGCCCUGAAACACAAGGUAACCAAUUAUCGAGCCGUCUCAAAGUGGACUCCGCCCAUCUCUAGAGCAGGCCAUCAUCUCAGUGGAGGAUCUCGAGAUUCACUUCAUUCCUAUAAACAUCUCCAGGAAGUGGAGGUGAAUGAGGCGAUGCCACAAUCUUUGAGAAGGUGCCAGUCUCACUCGGACAGCAAUCAACAAAGCCCUUGCAACCUGAAUAUGCAAAUUAUGCUCUCCACCCAUUCCAAAGGAAAGAUGGGCAACACUGAUGUUCCGUGCACUCGUCUCGACCAGGGAACGACCUUUCCGUCCCCUUCUUUCCGAGCCCACUCUGUACCCAUUAUCCCCUCCGUUCAGGGACCUGAUUUUGGGGAGAGGGGAGGGAAUAAGCUGCAUAGUGGAGGUAGGGGAUCUUCCAGCUACAACCUAAUCAAUCCUGAGACUGAGGCGGAGUCAGUGGCAAAUUCCAGCCAAUCACUUGCCAGCUCCUCUGUGCCGGUGCAGGAUCCACAGACACUCACCUGCUCCGAGUCUGCACUGAUGUCAAGGGGCCAAAUCAAACACAAAAGCCUUGUUACCUACACAACAGCCUUGGGAUCAGGCACAAACUCCAGAAGAGCAAAGACUGUCAUUUCUAUGACCGUACUGGGACCAGGGGCGAAAACCACGCAGUACGCUGCCAGCCUGCUGUCUAAGGCUACUGUAGGACAGGAUGGCCACUCUGCUUUCGGGGAAGGACAGCAGGAUGACGGUUUACAAACCCUGUUUGUUGGGCGCAAAAAAGACAGCUCUUUUUCUGAUGGGACUAGAGGUGAGGUCUGCCUCACAUAUCCCAAAAGCUGAUUGGAUAAACGCAAAGAUUGCUUUAGAAACUCCACGUCGGUGUGGAUGGGGCUGGAACAUCCCUGCUUGUGUAAGACACUUAUUUUUGGAACUAUUUUACUGCAUUGUGAAGUACAACUACUGACAACCCAAUUUAAAACUCUGACUUACUGACCACACAUGUGAAUAGAUGCGAGAGAACGAAGACUUUGGUGGGAUGUUGAUCUAAAGAGGUAUUGGAAAGGAUUUAUAUGCCACUAUUUAACUAAUUUAGAAACCAAAUAGUGUGUCAUCUCAAUGUUGUUUCUCUACUGUAAAAAAAAAGAAAAAAUAUAAUAGAUGUCAAAACUAUAUGUAUGUCAUAUAUUCCAUGUAUAUGACAUAUCGAGUGAUGAAAAUAAAGAUGCAAACAUGGUAAUGCAGAAGCUUUUUUUCCAAUAACUGCUGUUCUAUAAUCUCAGCCCAGCUCUGUCUUUUUGUCUGUUUUGCUUGAGAUCUUAAGAAAAACGGCAGUUUCUGAAUAAAAUCUGAAUG